AUGGCGCAAAGGAUCGUUGCUUGCUACCGAUGGAUUAAGGCCGCUGGCGGAAGAAGUCAUUUAUAUGCCAAAAUCAGCAAUAAAGGCACGCCGUACAAGAAGAUUCCUCAGGAGCCUACUUUGGUCAAAGGCCAAGAUGUUUUUGGAGAUAACACUCCGCUGCUUGAGUGA
Messenger RNA from Trichoderma asperellum CBS 433.97, 171 nucleotides. The record is from RefSeq and is a predicted model, not a curated record. NCBI's taxonomy places the organism in Eukaryota, Fungi, Ascomycota, Sordariomycetes, Hypocreales, Hypocreaceae.